This is a messenger RNA of Ceratitis capitata (Mediterranean fruit fly), 1085 nucleotides long. Its product is annotated as protein obstructor-E. The record is from RefSeq and is a predicted model, not a curated record. The transcript has 2 exons. Gene Ontology annotation, cellular component: extracellular region. Bases 196 to 942 code for a protein of 248 amino acids. Gene Ontology annotation, molecular function: chitin binding. NCBI's taxonomy places the organism in Eukaryota, Metazoa, Arthropoda, Insecta, Diptera, Tephritidae.
GAAGCUACUACCUUUUUCGCUUCUAUCCGCUAUUACUCGUCACCACAUCGCUCAGUCUUGCACGAAAGCUUACGCGUUGUAGAGCGUUUUUUCUUGCUUCAUACGCGUUAAAAAAAGUACUUUUGAAAAGGACUCUUAAGAAUACGUCGUAAACGAAGUGUAUCCAUUAAGGACAUUAAAAGAAUUGUGGUGAAAAUGUUCAAGAUUUUAUUGAGUGCAACUUUAUGUGUGGCCAUGUUUGGCUCUUUGGCACAUGCUCAAUGCCAACAACCAAACGGCACACAAGCGGUCUCUGGCUCCUGCGAUGCUUACAUUGAGUGUAAGAAUGGUGUUGCCGAAGAGAAACUCUGUCCUGACGGUUUGCUGUACAAUCCAAAAUCUUCCGGCUAUCCCUGCGGCUAUCCAAUCGACGUAGAAUGCUCACAAGGACAAGCCCGCUCCCAGCCUGCACAGCCCACGGACGAGUGUCCACAUCAAUUCGGUUACUAUGGCAUGGGCGAUGCACGUAAUUGUGGCAAAUUCAAGAACUGCGCUUCCGGACGUGGUUAUGUCUUCGACUGUCCCGACGGUUUGGCAUGGAAUAAGGAAACUUACAAAUGUGAUUGGCCCGAUCAAGUUGCCGACUGUGAUGCAGAAGCUUUCUUGGGUUUCAAAUGUCCACCACCAAAACCAUCGCCCAGAGGACAAUUUAUCGGCGAACCAGAACUGGAAUACGAAUUCUAUGCAUCGAACGAUAACUGCCAAGUGUAUUUCAUUUGCAUAGAGGGUCGUCCACGUCGUAUUGCCUGUGAUGAAGCGAGCGCUUUCAAUCCGGAAACUCAAACAUGUGAUGACAUCGAAAAUGUGCCCACUUGCAGUCCUGAUAUUCAGCAACGCGGUCAGGAGAUCAAGAAUGCCCGUCUGUCUGCGCAAACGGCGGCCGCAUCGAAGAGGAGAUUCUAGAAGCACAAAUUAAUACUAACUCUCUUUUUUACUUUGUUUAAUAUCUCUCUUAUAUAAUGCUCUAGUCCAUAGUAAAGAAAAUAUGAGUAGAAUCUAUUUGGCAACUCUGUAUGUUUGUUAUUCAAUAAAAUCGUAGAAAAGAA